Drosophila persimilis is the source of this 306-nucleotide messenger RNA. RefSeq lists its product as uncharacterized. Gene Ontology annotation, cellular component: mitochondrial inner membrane. Bases 35 to 208 code for a protein of 57 amino acids. Gene Ontology annotation, biological process: mitochondrial electron transport, ubiquinol to cytochrome c. NCBI's taxonomy places the organism in Eukaryota, Metazoa, Arthropoda, Insecta, Diptera, Drosophilidae. The record is from RefSeq and is a predicted model, not a curated record. The transcript has 2 exons.
UAACUCCGCAGAAAAUUUAAUUUAGCUGAAUAAAAUGGCUUUCCGCAUCCCAUUUGGCAAGAAACACGCUGAAAUCGCGUCGUCCUUCGCUCGCUCUGGAGCUGGAUUCGGUGGGGCCGCUGGCCUGGCUCUGCUGUACUACACCGACUGGAAGCUUGUUCUGCAGUACGUUCCCAUCUAUGGCUCCAAAUACGACAAGGCCGAAUAAAUAUGGCAUUCGUAACAUCCAUACGUUGUGUUGAGUUGGUCAUUCCAAAUUGACCACAAUAGUUUUGCUUAGUAAAUAAAAUAAGUUUAAACGAUCUA